AUGAAGCGGAGCAGCCUCUCUGUACUCAGCUUGACCUUCCUCCUCCUCCUUUUCCGCCUCCACGUGGCGCAGCCUGGGAGGAUAAAAGCUGUGAGCAAACCUGGAUACUGCCCGGAGUUCACACUUUCCUGCCCUUUCAUGAUGUUACCUCUGUGCCAGCGCGACAAAGGUUGCAAGAAGUCCAAGAAGUGUUGUUUCUACAACUGCCGUUACCAGUGUAUGGACCCGUUGUUUGAAGUAGAAACCCCUUCUUAA
This is a messenger RNA of Artibeus jamaicensis (Jamaican fruit-eating bat), 255 nucleotides long. It is a transcript of the gene WFDC12, whose product is annotated as WAP four-disulfide core domain 12. Bases 1 to 255 code for a protein of 84 amino acids. NCBI's taxonomy places the organism in Eukaryota, Metazoa, Chordata, Mammalia, Chiroptera, Phyllostomidae. The record is from RefSeq and is a predicted model, not a curated record. The transcript has 3 exons. Gene Ontology annotation, molecular function: peptidase inhibitor activity. Gene Ontology annotation, cellular component: extracellular region.